AUGCUGACUGUGGAGAGAGUGCUGGAGCAGCUCAAGUACAGGUACGAGAGGGAGGUGAAUGAAGGCAAGCGGUCGGCUCUGAAGAAGGUGUGCGAGCGGGACGCUGCUGCUGGCAGCCCCAUGGUACUGGCUGCCUGCUCGCCUCAUUUUUUUAGUCGACUCAUACCCCCACUUUCCCCACAUGCGUCCCUCUUCAUCCAGGUGUGUGGGGCGGUGCUGAAUGGCUGCAUGGAAGGCCUCCCUCCCCUCGAGGCGUGCACAGCAGCAACGCUCGCCCUUCACUUCAACGGCACCUUCCCAGCUCACUGGUCCACCAAGCUGGGCUUCUGUAACGUCGCCCACCCCCACAGAGUAGAUUUUCCACCCUUUCUGUCUCCCUGCUGCUCUCUAUCUAUUCCUCUUCGCUCCUCCCUCCCCAUCCUCAUCUCCCCAUGUGCUUCCCCUCAUCCCUCUGCUCUUCUCCCUCUGCCCUCCCCCGCUACAGGCCGACAGAAGCCGCCUGUCCCAAUGGCACUGCGCAGGGUGCGGGAGGACGGGGGAGCUAUCCCCCUUACGUGUGUGGCCAUUGCACGGGUCUAUCCUACAAUGUACUGGGAGAAGAACACCGCAAGGAAAGCUGAUGCGGAUGCUGCUGCUGCUGCUGCUGUUGUGCCCGGUGGUACGAUGCCUCAGCUAGGGCUGAAGCAGUGGCAGCUCGUGACUUUGAGAAGAGCACUGAUGCUGUCACAGGAGAGGCGGAGGGCAGCAGUGCAGGAGGCAGAGAAGCGGAGGGCGGCAGUGCAGGAGGCGGUAGAUGACGCAUUGGCAGAUGAAGGGUUGAAGGAAACGGGACGUCUGCUGCAGGAGCUGGUGGAGGGCGGGGUGUACCUGGUGGAGGGCGGGGUGUACCUGUGGUGGGCGGGUGUACCUGGUGGAGGGCGGGGUGUACUGGUGGAGGGCGGGGUGUACCUGGUGGAGGGCGGGGUGUACCUGGUGGAGGGCGGGGUGUACCUGGUGGAGGGCAGGGUGUACCUGGUGGUGGCCGGGGUGUACCUGGUGGCGGGCCUUCAGCCGUCUCUGCAAGAGCUGGUGGAAGGAGGCGUGUAUCUGGUGGCGGGCCUUCAGCCGUCCGCCACGCGGCGUGGAUGCAAUUGUCCGCUGCUCUCCCUCAACGCCAGCCGGUCAACCAGCUUCUCUUUCCCCCCUCGUCAGUGGACCCCCCUCGCCUCGUUGCCUGCCACUCCCCCGGGCAGGGAGGUGGACGUGGUGGCACUGGUGCUGGGCCGUGGGGCAGCCGCGUGCCGUGGGGGCGUGGCAGACGGGGCAGUGGCUUCUGCUGCUUGA
This is a messenger RNA of Closterium sp. NIES-65, 1323 nucleotides long. NCBI's taxonomy places the organism in Eukaryota, Viridiplantae, Streptophyta, Zygnematophyceae, Desmidiales, Closteriaceae. The record is from the annotation of a GenBank genome assembly.